This is a messenger RNA of Cladophialophora bantiana CBS 173.52, 429 nucleotides long. RefSeq lists its product as uncharacterized. The record is from RefSeq and is a predicted model, not a curated record. Lineage: Eukaryota; Fungi; Ascomycota; Eurotiomycetes; Chaetothyriales; Herpotrichiellaceae. The transcript has 2 exons. The coding region runs from base 1 to 429 and encodes 142 amino acids.
AUGGGUGGCUCGCUCGACUACCUGAUCAACAAUGCAGCUUAUGUGUCCCACCUUACGACGGGGAAAUUUCUCGAUGAGUUCGAAAGCGACCCGACACUGCUAGACGAUGACAUAAAGACAGCGUUCAUCACAAACGUCGUCAGAGUCAUCAACACCACCAAUGUCCUCCUACCCUUGAUCAAAAAGAGCCAUAUCAAGAAAGUAGUGGGGCUGAGUUCUGGAAUGGGGGAUCUGGACUUUGUCAAUGAGCUUGUGCCUGGGAUAGAAGGGCUUGUUAAGAAGUUUUUGAAAGCGGCACCUAACUUUCCGGGUCCAAUGACACCCCUUGAGUCUGUCGAACAAGUGCUAAGUGUGGUGAACGCGAAAAGUGUGGAAAAUGGUGAUGGAGGAGCCAUUAUAUCCCUCCGUGGGGGCAAGACAUGGUUCUAA